CUAAGCUGAGAGGCAACUGUUCAUUCUCCAAUCCCUUUUGCUUUGGGAUAUAAAAUGGGUAAUGCGGCAACGCCAGGUUUAUCUGCAAGCAGCAGCUCUCCAAAAUGGGUUCGUUUGCACAUGGAAAGAGCAGCAGCACUACUAUCUUCUUGGUUUGUAUUUCCGUUUUCACAGCUCUCGAUCAUCUGUGUACAUUACACAUUCGUGUGGCUGCCAAAAGCAACGUGUACAUCGUUUAUAUGGGCCAAAAACCACAUGAUAAUGAAGAACUGCUGGUAAAGGCCCAUCAUGGAGUUCUUGCCUCUGUCCUUGGGAGCCAAGAAGGAUCUGUAGAUUCCCUGGUAUAUAGCUACAAAUAUGGAUUUUCUGGUUUUGCAGCAAAGCUUACCAUGGCUCAAGCACAAAUGAUCUCAGAGUUGCCUUCAGUGGUUGAAGUCAUACCCAAUCGUCUUCACAAGAUACAAACAACUAGGAGCUGGGACUACCUUCAACUGUCUCCACGAUUUCCAAACUCUCUUCUACGGAAAUCAAGAAUGGGGAGUGGGGCCAUCAUUGGUGUCCUUGAUACAGGAAUCUGGCCCGAGUCUGAAGUUUUCUGUGAUGAGGGUCUGGGGCCUGUGCCCUCUAGGUGGAAGGGUAUAUGCGAGUCAGGAGAGCUCUUCAGUCCAGCCAAGGCUUGUAGCAGAAAGCUAAUUGGAGCCCGAUAUUUCGUCAAGGGGCUGGAAGCUGCAUAUGGACAUCCCUUAAAUAAUAGUAAGUUCCAAGAUUACUGGUCUCCAAGAGAUAGAUCAGGACAUGGCACACAUGUCUCUUCCGUCGCUAGUGGCUUCUUUGUGCCCAAUGUUAGUUACCAUGGGCUAGCUGUUGGAACGGUAAGGGGUGGCGCGCCCCACUCUCGGAUUGCUAUGUAUAAAGUCUGUUGGCAAGUGAAUGGAGGAGUCUGCGCAGACAUAGACAUUCUCAAGGCCAUCGAUCAAGCGAUAUAUGAUGGUGUAGAUGUACUAUCUCUGUCCCUCGGUCCUUCCUUUCCUUCAUACUCUGAUGUUGACAUGCGCAAUGGGAUUGCAAUUGGCGCAUUUCAUGCUGUGGCGAAGGGAAUAGUUGUUGUUGGUGCAGCAGGAAAUUCUGGUCCAGCAGCUUACUCUGUCUCUAAUAUAGAACCAUGGUUAUUGACAGUCGCUGCAAGUUCUGUCGAUCGUUCAUUCUUAGUAGCGAUUACAUUAGGAAACAACUGGACUACCAUGGGACAAGGGAUGUUCAGCGGAAAAUUGACGAAGUUCCACAAUUUAGUGUAUCCUGAGGUCUCUGACCUGGAUGACGAACGUGCUUGCGAAUCUCUAUCCUUGAAUGAUACAUGGGCAGCUGGAAAUGUGGUUCUGUGUUUUGCAUCAGAUGAUUUUAAUGACGACACACACAAUACUUCCUCGUCCGUCAAAAAAGUUGGUGGGUUGGGGCUCAUUGUUGCCAAGAAUCCUACCAAGGCGGUCGAACCGUUCAUAAACAACUUCCCAUGCGUUCAAAUAAGCCUUGAUACUGGAAUGCAGAUACUCAACUAUAUCCGCUCCACCAGAAAUCCCCAAGUCAAGAUUGGUGCUUCAACGACACGUGUUGGUCAGCCAUUGUCCACCACUGUGGCCUACUUCUCAUCUCGAGGACCUAAUUCAGUUGCUCCAGCAAUACUGAAGCCAGAUAUUGCGGCUCCAGGCGUUGCUAUUUUAGCUGCUGUUCCUCCGUCUGACCCAAAGGACAGAAAUUCUUAUGCUUUCAUUUCUGGUACAUCCAUGGCAACUCCUCAUGUAUCAGCCAUUGUUGCCCUUCUCAAAACAUUGCACUCUCAUUGGUCCCCUGCCGCAAUCAAGUCAGCCAUUGUUACAACAGCCUGGAGUUCGGAUCCAUAUGGCGCAGUAAUAUUCGCGGAGGGACAACCAAUGAUGUCUGCCCGUCCUUUCGAUUUUGGAGGUGGAAUAGUGAACCCCAAUAAAGCAGUGGACCCUGGUCUUGUAUACGACAUGGGAAUGGCAGAUUAUAUUCAGUAUUUCUGUGCGAAGGGCUAUAACAACUCCGCCAUCUCGGGGAUUACCAAGAGGUCCAUAUCUUGCCCCAAAAGACGACCAUCUAUUUUGGAUAUAAACGUGCCAUCCAUAACAAUUCCCAGCCUUACUCACCCGGUAAGUCUCACCAGAACUGUCACAAAUGUGGGUGCGAUCAAUUCCUCAUACAAGGCUGCCAUUGAGGCCCCGCCCGGCAUCACCAUAGCCGUAAAGCCUCGUAUACUAAAAUUCAACCACAAGAUGAAGAGCAUCCCCUUCACCGUUACUAUCUCUUCUAAUCACAGAGUAACAACCGGAUACUGUUUUGGAAGCUUGACUUGGCUGGAUGGAGUUCAUUCCGUUAGGAUCCCAGUUUCUGUAAGAACUAACAUUUGACGUUCACUUGAUAAUCAGUAAUCAGUGGCCAGUCAAAUGGACGUGUUUGUACGACCAAUAUCAUGUAGUAUAUGAAUAAAGUAUAAAUGUGGUGACUGA
This is a messenger RNA of Cucurbita pepo subsp. pepo (vegetable marrow), 2525 nucleotides long. Its product is annotated as subtilisin-like protease SBT3.9. Gene Ontology annotation, molecular function: serine-type endopeptidase activity. The record is from RefSeq and is a predicted model, not a curated record. Lineage: Eukaryota; Viridiplantae; Streptophyta; Magnoliopsida; Cucurbitales; Cucurbitaceae. Gene Ontology annotation, biological process: proteolysis.